AUGAAAAUAAAUUUAAUUAGGUCAUUGUCCUUAACACUUUCUCAAGCGCCAGCUCUUUUAUUACCUUUCCUUCUCAGUCCAUUAUCCGACAUUCCACCAAUAAUUUUACCAAUACAUAUUGUGUUAGUUGCUUUCCUCUUUCAAUUACAAUAUUGUAUUGGAUUUGCUUUUACUUCUUUUGAUUCAAUAAACCACCAUCAACAUUCUCUACCUACAAUUUAUUUUAAUUUAAUAUUGGCUAGUCCAUUGCUUGCAUUUUCUUCAUUAUUUAAUUAUUGGAAUACUUUAUAUUCCCAAAAUAUUUAUUUAGAACCCAAUAAUGAUGUUAAAGAAUUUUUUUCUCCUUUCCCGAUUAAUUCUACAAUUUCUUCAACAAUUUUAAAGCAACAAUUAAACCUUAAUGAGGCCUCUACAAUUUGGCUUUUUACUCUACUUUUUACCCAACAUUUACAUAUUCUGAUUUGUAUUGGGUUUACUAAUGUGUUUUGUGGGAAUGUUCUGAAAAGGUUGGAAAAUGUGUUUUUAAAAGAAAAUACAAAAAUCAGAAUUUAA
Meloidogyne enterolobii is the source of this 552-nucleotide messenger RNA. Lineage: Eukaryota; Metazoa; Nematoda; Chromadorea; Rhabditida; Meloidogynidae. The record is from the annotation of a GenBank genome assembly.